Molecule: messenger RNA, 896 nt
Organism: Humulus lupulus (European hop)
Lineage: Eukaryota; Viridiplantae; Streptophyta; Magnoliopsida; Rosales; Cannabaceae
Product: large ribosomal subunit protein bL12cx-like
Exons: 1
Coding region: 87-668 (193 amino acids)
Biological process (GO): translation
Cellular component (GO): ribosome
Molecular function (GO): structural constituent of ribosome
Source: RefSeq, a predicted model, not a curated record
ACUGCACCCUCCUAAUUCCUCUAUCCCCUUAUCCUAUCUUCUUCUUCGUUCUUUUUCUUCUUCUUGUAGCAAACAAGCUCAGAGAAAUGGCCACCACUCUCUCAGCUCUUACACUCCGCUCUCCAUCUUAUUCUACGCCAAGUGCCUUCUCUUCUCCUACGCACACCUCCUCCAAGCCCGCCGCCCUUAAAUUCCCGUUCAACCCCCAAAACCCUACCCUCACCACCACCACACACCGCGCCACUCAACUCCGCCCCGUCGCCUGCGUUGCGGCCCCGGAGAAAAUUGAGAAGCUCGGGGAUGAGAUCUCCAGCCUCACACUCGCGGAGGCCAGAAUCCUCGUCGACUUUCUCCAGGACAAGCUCGGCGUCAGCCCCGCUGCUCUUGCUCCGGCUGUUGGUGUAGCUGUCGCUCCCGGAGGUGGAGAUGCCGCCGCUGCCGCGCCCGAGGAGAAGACAGAGUUUGAUGUGGUGAUUGAAGACGUACCUAGCAAUGCUAGGAUUUCGGUGAUUAAAGCCGUGAGAGCAUUGACGAGCUUGGCGCUCAAAGAGGCUAAGGAGCUGAUUGAGGGUUUGCCGAAGAAGUUCAAGGAAGGAGCUUCAAAGGAUGAGGCCGAAGAAGCCAAGAAGCUGCUUGAGGAGGCUGGAGCUAAGGUUUCUAUUGUUUAAUCUCCAUUUGGGAAUGGUAAAUGAGUUAAAUUAGCUUCGAUUUUUUUCUUUUUCUUUUUCUCUUUUGGGAGGGAGCAAAAAUGGUUAUUAGAUGUAAACUCCGUUGAUGUUGUUCUUGUUGUUGUUAGUUUUUUUUUUCCUUUUUUAUAUAAUUUUUUUUGGUACAGUAAUAUGCGAUUGUCCCUUUAAACUGCAGCAAUGUAAUUUGGGAAUUUUAAUAUUUUGGUU